ACCGGAAUCGGCGCAGCCCCCUUGAUUUUCAUAAAAUUGAAUUUUCUCACCCAUCCUCUAUCUCCACUCGACAUUGACUUUGCUGGGCCUCCUCGACUGUCGAUCAUCACUCGCACGAUCAAACUUGGACACCUCAAUAUGCAGGCUUCCACGUCAAAAAGUGUCCUAAGGGCAGCGAGAACAGCUUGUACGUCGUCGUCGUCGCCGUCUCAUGCCACCCAUCGAGCGAUCGUCUCCUUGGCUCCUCGCCAUCGGUCUCCGCUUGCCGCUCAUGUCAGCAAGCGAUCCUUCUUCUCCUUACCGGAUAUAUCCAAGCUCGCCAACCUGGCUGGAUCAGUCAAUGAGGAGCGAGCCAUUGAAUCAGAUGGUGAUAUCCAAAAAUUUCACGCUCGUAAAGUCUUACCGUAUACUCCAGAGCAACUAUAUUCUCUCGUCUCCGAUGUCCCGUCUUAUUCAUCCUUCAUACCAUUCUGCACCGGCUCUACAGUACUUCAGCCGUCAUCGCCUGGAGCUAGGAAACGAGUCUGGGAGGAAUGGAAGCCCGAUUCGGAACCAUUUGAUGUGAAUGCAGAGCUAAAAGUUGGAUUUGGAGGUCUAGAGGAAAAGUAUGUUAGUCGAGUCGUCGGGAAACCCUUCGAAUCAGUCACAGCGACGGCAUCUGAAGGUGGACCCCUUUUCAAAUCCCUUACCACAUCAUGGUCCUUCUCCCCGGCUCCUUCACUAGUCCCUACCUCCAUGGGCGCCCCUGCCAGUACACUCCUCACAAUCGACCUCGCAUUCGCAUUUGCGAACCCGCUACAUCGGAUCGCAAGUCAAGCCGUUUUGCCUCGUGUAGCUGAUAAGAUGGUUGAUGCGUUCGAAAAGAGAUGCAAGGAGGAAUGGGGUAGGUCAUGAAGGAACGACAUUUGAGCAGUAAAAUCCUUGGAGUAUUCAUGUAGCGACUUGAGCGAGAUACAGUGAUGCAUUAGA
Messenger RNA from Kockovaella imperatae, 969 nucleotides. Its product is annotated as dehydrase and lipid transport-domain-containing protein. The coding region runs from base 139 to 894 and encodes 251 amino acids. Gene Ontology annotation, cellular component: mitochondrion. Lineage: Eukaryota; Fungi; Basidiomycota; Tremellomycetes; Tremellales; Cuniculitremaceae. The transcript has 3 exons. The record is from RefSeq and is a predicted model, not a curated record. Gene Ontology annotation, molecular function: ubiquinone binding. Gene Ontology annotation, biological process: cellular respiration; ubiquinone biosynthetic process.